Messenger RNA from Uncinocarpus reesii 1704, 549 nucleotides. RefSeq lists its product as uncharacterized. The record is from RefSeq and is a predicted model, not a curated record. The coding region runs from base 1 to 549 and encodes 182 amino acids. The transcript has 3 exons. Lineage: Eukaryota; Fungi; Ascomycota; Eurotiomycetes; Onygenales; Onygenaceae.
AUGGGCGUUUGCCCGAGCAAGAAGAUGAAUUCCGGCCGGUAUGACCGCCCGGAUCUCGCGCCGCACGUACGAUCAUUUACGUGGACGCUCGCAUGGAUCAAUCAUGAUGAAGACGACUUGAUUGAAAUUGACUACGAGUUAUGGAAUGUCUUUAGUCGGCUGACCAACGUGCGCCAUCUCGACCUGGCAUCGCUCCAUGACAUCUUCUACCUAUCCUUUAUCCGUGAAAAUCCGUCGAGGCUCUUCCCUGCUGUGAGCCAUCUCCGUCUGAUCGGGUGGAUGCAUCGUGGCCUAGUCGAAGCUAUCGUCAACUCGUUAGACCCGGCGGCGGUCACCACCAUCAUCCUUGAUUUCCUACAGGAUGAGGGCGCGUUUCCCAACGGGGCGCCCAUGGCUGAAGAUGUUGCGGAGCAGUAUGCCCGCGACACUGGACUUGACAUGCGGCCCGGAGCUCUUAUAGAUGAAGAUCUUUAUGAGCGGCAGCGAACUGGUACUGCCUUCUCUUUCGUGAAACCGCAAAAUUCCUCUUAUCUGUCGGUCAGACUCUAA